Messenger RNA from Coregonus clupeaformis (lake whitefish), 1093 nucleotides. RefSeq names its product ribosomal protein S19 binding protein 1 (gene rps19bp1). The record is from RefSeq and is a predicted model, not a curated record. The coding region runs from base 147 to 632 and encodes 161 amino acids. Gene Ontology annotation, molecular function: enzyme binding. The transcript is spliced from 4 exons. Lineage: Eukaryota; Metazoa; Chordata; Actinopteri; Salmoniformes; Salmonidae. Gene Ontology annotation, cellular component: nucleolus.
CGAGUAGUUAUCCCCAAACACUCUUCGCCGGAUGUUGAACUCACAUGUUAUUUUUUACAGAAGCAAGAUACUUUUGCUAGAUUUGCUGGAGAAAUCCUAACGUUUGUUCACAUGUUUGUUAUUUAAAAAGUAAAGUGCAUAUCAACAUGUCGGCAUCAAUGAUUCGGAAGGGACUGGAGUUGCUAAGCGAUGACAUAAAAGAUGGUAGCAAGAAGCAGAAGAGCGCGGCCAAGAAGAAGCACACCCCAAGCAAGGCUGAGGUGAUGGGUCUGGUGAGCUCUAACCGUCAGGGCGUCAGCAGGCAGGUCCGGCGGCUGCAGGGGCGUCUCGGUCCGGGGAAGAGCAAGGCCACCGUCAAAGACAAGAGGAUCAAGUCUGCCGUGGAGGAGUUCAGGAAGAAGCAGGGGAAGAGCCAUCUGAGCUCCAACCUGCUGUACUUCCUGGGGACGGGCUUCAGAGCUACAGACUCCGACACUAUGAAGAUCGUCAACCAGAAUUCAGGCCGGCAGUCUCGCCACCGUCCGGACCGCACGGUCAAGAAAGCUCCAGAGGAGAAGUCUGUGUUCACAGAGGAUGAGUUCCAACAGUUCCAGAAGGAAUACUUUGGCAGAACUGUGGAGGAGGGGAACUAGACAGAUUCUAGUUCCAGAGACUUAAGGCUGCGGUCCGAUUCCAGAGGUGUGCACUUCACACUCACUGUGGGAUUGCUAUCAGCAUUGGCUGGAGGGAGUUUCCAGUUUUCACCAUUGUUAAAGGCCCAAUGCAGCCGUAUUUAUCUCAAAAUCAACUAAUUUCUGGGUAACAAUUACGUAUCUUACUGUGAUUGUGUUUAAUUAACAUGAUCAAAACAAAAAUAGCUUCUUAGCAAAGAGCAAUUUCUCAAGCAAUUAUCUUGCCAGGACUCUCUGGUAGUGGUCUGAGUGGGGAGGGAGAAAACUAGCUGUUAUUGGCAGAGAGGUUGGAGCUCUCUUAUUGGUCUAGCACCUAAUUUACCUCCUGGUUAUGUCACCAGGCAGGUCAAAACUCCAUCCCACCAAAAAAGGCUGACAUGUUAGGUGGUCUUUUCAAACAGGUCUUACACUAAAAGGGUAUU